Brassica rapa (field mustard) is the source of this 8886-nucleotide messenger RNA. Its product is annotated as dnaJ homolog subfamily C member 2. The record is from RefSeq and is a predicted model, not a curated record. Gene Ontology annotation, molecular function: Hsp70 protein binding; ribosome binding. Gene Ontology annotation, cellular component: cytosol. NCBI's taxonomy places the organism in Eukaryota, Viridiplantae, Streptophyta, Magnoliopsida, Brassicales, Brassicaceae. Gene Ontology annotation, biological process: 'de novo' cotranslational protein folding; regulation of translational fidelity.
CCUGAAAUUAGACGCCUCCUUGUCCCAUAAAGUUAGACGUACCAAUUUCGAUCUACAAAUAAUUAUUGUAUUAUAUUUUGUUUAGUUGUAAACCAAUUGUUAUUUAAUAAAAAGUUAGUACAUGUCUAAACACAAUCCAAUGAUGAUUUUUGAAUCUGUGUAGUGGUUAUAUAAAUCACUUCCUUGGAUGAGGCAUAUGCGGCCAACAACAUCUGUAGGAAUAAUUUGGUUUUAGGGACAAAAAUUUAGUAUUUAUUUGUAUGUGAGGGAGUUAUUUUUUUUUUUUUACCUGGGAGGAAGUUGGUUGCAUUUGCUAAGCUGAUCAACGGGUGGUAGCGUUGGGGCCGAAAUAUGUAUGAAGGGAUCGGUGUAAUGUUUUCUUGAAUCAGUGUAAUAAUUGUUGUCUCAUUGAUAUUAAUUAUGUAUGGUUGAACAGUAAGCAUGUACCGUUGGUUAUUGGGAAGAAGAUUAAAAUAUCUAAUGUGAUAAAUUUUUCCUUUCUCGAAGCGUUGGUAGAUUGUGUCAGACGUAGAAAUAGACACCCUCCCUUCCAUUAUUUGUUCAUGUUUAGUGGUUAAAAGCCAUCAUUUGAAAUGUAGUUGGAAUAAUUAAAAGUAAGUAUUUUUAAGACAAACCUGGAUGUCAAGACAAAUGAAAGUUGUUCCUAGAAAAACUUUUUUAUUUUUGUGAUUUGUGAUGGACCACAUCCUAAUGAUCCUAACGAUUAUUGGAUGCGGUCCGAGGGUGUCGCCCCAAUUGUUUUGAUCUUUUGCUGCAUGUUCUGCACAUAUAAGAAUGAGAAUUAUUUGUAUUGCCCAUCUUUUAUUAAUUUCAUAUUUUUUUGAAGUGAACAUAGUUAUGGUUUGUUUGUUUUUUUUUUUUAAAUUAUUGACAUGGUUAUUUAAAAAUUAAAGUAGGCCGGCCCAUAAUUAUUUGAAUGAGGUCGAAGCAUGAGUAAUUGGAACUGGUAGUUGUAAAUUUGUUGGGUGGGUUUGAUAGUAGAAUUUAGGUUUUUUUUAGAAAUUUAUAGUGACUGUGUGUGAAAUAAGGGGGUUGUGUUAUCUUGGGUGGACAAUUUUAAGUUGAAAGAAAACUUAGCCGGUUCACACAUUGUUAAAGAAAACAGUAAAAAUAAUAAAUUGUCUAAAAAAAUAGAAAAUUCAAAAGAAAAUAGUUUGACUGUUGAAAUAAGUAAUUGUCCGAAAGAAAUAGUUUUACGAAGACGGUGAUUUGGGUUAAUGAGCUGGGCUGCGAGAUUUUUCUUUACCUGGCCCACCGGCAAAUUGUAGACAAACGGAGAUUUUUGUAAGCGAUAACGAAGCCCAAAUCUUUUAUUGCAAUUUUAAUUCGAAGCCCAGUCAGCUAGUGACAUGGCAGUUUGAUAGGUGGAGAUUAUUUUGCCUAUGUGGCACCUCUAGAAAGGCUUGGAUUUAGCUCCUUUUAUAUAGUAGGACUAUUUAAUAAUUUAUGCCAAUUAAAUUUUUAUUUUUGUUUCCCAAUUUAUAUUUGCCAAAUAACUUAUAUAAUAAAAAGGAAAUAUUCAUAUAAUAAAAAUAAAAUUAUAUUUACAAAAAGGAAAUAAAACAUAUUUUAUGAAAAUAUAUUUCAUAUAUAUUGUGAUAUCAUAAAAAAGGAAAGUUAACAAAAAUAGUAUUGAUGUUUAAAAAAUAAUCAUCCCCUUAAAACAUAAUAAUAUCAAUUUAAUUUCUCAUAUUCUUACAAAAAAUAAUUUAAAUAACAUAUACUAAAAUAUCAUUGAUGAAAUAAAAAUAUUUUAUAUUUGUUAAUAUUGAGAUUUUUAUUCAUUUUUCAUAAUAUCUUUGUUAAAUUUUUAAUAUUUAUUACAAUUUCUAUAUAAUUUAUAAAACUACACAAAUAAAAAUAUACAAACUUUCAUCAAAUCUAAAAUACCACUAGAAAUUAGUUAAGGCUUAGUAUUAUUAUAUUUAUAUUUUUUCAAAUUUUUAUAUAUUUAUACAAAAUAAUAUACAUAUAAUUAGAAAACAUAAAAAUAUGAAUUUUUGUGAUUAAUAUUAUUUUGAAUACUUUUUUUGUAUUGUAUAUAUCUAAAGUAUAAAGUUGCUUAAAAUUUACAAUAAAAAAUUAUUUUGUUUAUGUUUAUAUCUGUUCAUGAGUUUUCAAAAUUUUAUCGGUAAUGUUCGUUUAGAAAACUUCAUACUUAUCAUCAUAUCAGUUUUUCCUGCUACUUUUAUAAAUCAACAAAUAUAAAAUUAUACAAAAGAAUUUAUGAAAUUAUAUAAGAUGAAGAAUUGAACUAAUGCAAUAAAUUAAACUAAUCAAAUUUAGUUUAACUAGAAUCAACAUUAAUUGUGCUUAGAUUUAAAGAAAUAUGUGUAACUCAAUAUAACCCAAAAUAAGUAUAAUAAACAAUCUAAAUUAGUAUGCGAGAAAUCAAAAGUAUAAAUGCAAAAAAAUCAAAAUUAAUCAAAAUAUUAAUUUAUUUCAGACUAAAAAAUACUACGGUUAAACUUGGAGAAGUCAAUAAAAUUCAUUAUACCUAAGUAUUAAUCAAAUCGACUUCAUACUAUAUAUUCAAAUUAUAUGUCUAAAUACAAUUAAAUAAUAUUAAAAAAUAGUUAAAAGUUAAGAUAGAAUAUUGAAAAUUUAUGAUAUAUUUAUUUUGUAAAAAUUUAUAUCCCUGAAAGAGUACGAGAAAAUCACUUAGUCAACAUCAAAAUUAGCGGUAACGAUUUUCGACUGAUGAUAACACUUAGAAAUAUUGUUAAUAUGAACAAUUUCUUUGACAUAUGGCCGCUAACAGUAACAUAUUGACAUAUUCAUAAUAAUGGUUUCUGACACUAUCCAUAAGCUAACACCACCAUCAUUGGCAAUAUGACAAGAAUGUUACUGCUAGUGGUGCUAUUUAUAAAACCGGCACCAUUAUCAUCAACAUGUCUCAAAUUGUUACCGUCAAUAAUAAUGCCAAUUCUUUUAUAAGAAAUGAUUAAUUUUCAAAGAAAAUUUUAGAGUUUUUAGUUAAGUUUUUAUAAAUAGAAAAAUAGUAUUUUUUAUGUAAUUAGAUUCUAUUCACGUGAUAAUCUUGUUCGAUCAUAAUUCCAUAGUACGCUCAAGACUUUGACUUCUACGUAUCAGAUUCUAUUCCCGUGAUAAUCUUGUUCAGAGGCUUUUAUCAGCUUUUGAAACACUGGUUGUAUGUUGAUGGAUACGAUGAUGACAUGGUGAGAACCUUUCACAAUCGCGGACCCCUGUUUGUAUAUCAUGUGCAAACCAGAUGUCAUGCAAAAAUGGAUGACCAUGAGUAUGUUAUCGACUCAUCGGUGCUCCCUCUUAAUACUUUAAAAGUUUCUGAUAAAUUAUAACUUUUCACCGAAAUCUCAUUUUGUUGAUAUAUUUUAGAUAAAAUGCGGCAUGUUCAGAGAUUUCAAAACUCAGUGAUAAGGUGUGUAUGGGUAAGUGGGGUAUGUUACUUUUACAAACCAGGAAUGCAAUCCUAUUGUAAAUUGGUUUAUCUGUUUUUGGUACUAGUAUAAAAACAAGGACGUUCUCAUCUAUACUAUUAAAAUAUAAUCAUUCUAAAAAAUCUACUUACAAAAGUUUGUUGGACCUACUUAUUAACUAUUUAUUAUAUUUUGGUCCAAUUUUUAUUUUUUCUAACUAUAUAAAUACUUUACAUAAUUUAAAUGAAUUCAUUUAUUACUGUACAUAAUCUAUUAUAUACUCAAAAUCCCCAUGAAUAUAGGACAUAUGACUCUAACAUGUUUAACAUGUAUAACAUCUUUAUGUGAAUUGAAACUUAAGACCCUUAAUGUCAACUAUUCAACUAUGAAACAUUGAUUUAGUUAAUUACAUGCAAUCAACUAUUAAGAUUUGAUCUUACAUUCUUAUACAUGAAUUAAAUGAUUAGUCUUUUUAUAUAAAAAAAUUAAAUGGGUUAAAAUUUUAAAUGGAAUUAGUCAAAAGGGCUGGUUUAAAUAGGACAUGUUUCUUUAUUUUACAAAUUCUAACAAUGCAUAUGCUAUGUUUUUAUUGAAUUUCCACAAAUAUAAAUAUUCCCCGCUUUAAAUAUCGAGUAAUUUGGGUUGUUUGGAUAAAAAUAUAUGAAAAUUAAAUUUUUAAUAUUUGAAAAAAAUAUCAGGGUAAUUCUUUUUUUUGUGUAAUUUGGUUUAUAAUUAGGAUAUUUGGUUAUUUAGAAAUUAAAUAUAAUUAAUAUUUGUAUGUAUAUAAUUUAUAUUUUUAAAAUUUAAGUAUUCAUUUGGUUCUCGGUUCGAUUUAUGUUCUUUAGUUCCAGUAAUUUAAGAUAUGUUUGGUUAUUUAUAAAAUUCAAUUAAAUUUUGGUUUUGUUUUUUUUUUAGUUUGGUAAGAUUCUAUUCAUCUGGAUAAAAUGCCUAAACCUUUACAUUAUUUUAUAUAAAAUUUUAUUUAGAAGAAUUUAAGAGAAAGGACGUGGGCUCAUUUACCAGUAGAUAGAACGUGCACUGGUCAAAGCAAACUUAAUUUUCAUUUUUUGUUUUUACCCUUUGAAAGGGCGCGUAUACUUUUUGUUUAUAUUUUUUUCUUUGAAAUUUAAUUUUUAUAUAUUUUUUUUGUCAACAUAUUUAUGUUAUUCUUUGUAAUUAUAUUUCUGUAUAUAUUUUAAUCAAAAAAUAUUUUAUAAGAUAAUAGAAAAUUAAGAAGUUGACCUGACAUACUCCAUAUUCCUUAUAAUCAUAUGUUUGUAUGCCAUUUUUUGUAAUCAUAUUUGUUUACUCUAGAUUUUUACCCGCAAGAUAAUUGAUGUCAAUUAUAUUGUUGUCAAACAUGUUUAAUAUGAUUACUUAUAUUGAUUGAAACCGUAGACUUUGACUCAAGUGGAUCCGAAAAUUAGGGGCAUCAAAUGAAAGUUAUAAAUAAAACUGGAUAUGGAUAUAUAAAGAGAAUAAUAACUAAUCCUUAGAUAAAAGGAAUAUAUGAUGGACACAACAUUUUAUCAAUUAGGCAUGUUUCUAAUUUAAUAGUAUUGAUUCUAUCUUAGGAGUGAUGAGUUUGAAUAGAUUGGGUGACACCAAACAUAGAACUGACCUUUUUUUUCUUUUUUGAUCAACCUGAUCGAACUGACCAAACAUAGAACCGACCUAAUUAUAAAGCGAAAUCCGGUUACUUUUUUUAUCGGGUUUUGACAUCAUCUCUAGAUAAUUAUAAAUGUUUAACUCAUCGAAAAUUUAUUACAAAAUUCUACUAGAAUAAAGAUUGUAAAAUAUGUUCAAAUAAAGAUUGUAAAAUAUGUUUUUUAGAACCAAGAAUUAAAGAUUGUUAAAUAUGUUAACCUCUCCACAGAAGUCUCUCUCAUCCAGAAUUCUAUACCUCUGUUAGCUCUUGACUUGUAUCACAAGCCAAAAGCAAGUGAACUCUUCCUUGUGUAUCACGUAACUAGACCCAUGCUCUUUAUUGAAUCCCAUCUCUCAUCAUCACCCAUAUUCUCCAGAAUCCUUUUUUCUUAUUAUAUACGAGUCUGUAUAUAUAUGCUUGAUAUCAAUACAUAGUGGUCAACGUUCACCGGUUCAACAGGCGUUGAGUCUAUAAACUCCAUAGCAUCAUCAUCUAGGUCGACCAGCUCUUAUAUCAAAGACGCAAGCCUAGUGUCCAGGACCAGAUUGCUAGGCCCAAAUAAUUGGAUAAAUGGUCCUAGGCCAAAAGUAUUUAUAAGCUGGCAAAAUCAAAAGAAUAGACUUAUUCGGAUAACCAAACCGGUUAAUAAUCUGAUAAGUUUAGCUUUGUCUACUAUAUGUAGAUGAACCCUAAGUUAAACAUUCUUUCUGUAAUCUUUGUGACAUAAACAAGCGUGGAUACUCAUAAUGCCGAGGGGGAGAAGUGACUCUGCCAUUAAGCUAAUUACAUACUCCGAGGAGCUUGUGGAUGGAAAACCAUUCUACGCUUUUUCCAAUUCUCGUCCUGUGAAGGCUUUGAACCGCGAACCUGCUGGUCACGCCUUUCAUUCUGCUGCUCUCAAACUCCAUGGCUUUGCAGAGAAGCCUACUGAUGGUGAAGGUAGCCAUAAGAAAGUUGGUGAUGAUGAUAAAGAUGAGGAGUAUGUUUUUCCUUCAUUCAACCCCUAUGCCAACAACAAAGGGAGGAAGAAGAAGAAGAAGCCUGGUGGUACACAGCAACAACAAGACCACCAACAAGACCACUACGCGUUGUUGGGAUUGAGAAACUUGAGGUAUCUCGCAACAGAAGAUCAGAUAAAGAAAAGCUACCGCGAAGCCGCAUUGAAGCAUCAUCCUGACAAACAACACGCUGCUCUCCUUCUGGCAGAGGAGACGGAAGAAGCCAUGGAGGCCAAGAAAGAUGAGAUAGGUUCUCGCUUCAGAGCGAUUCAAGAAGCUUACGAGGUGCUGAUGGAUCGAACCAAGAGGAAAAUCUUUGACUCCACUGAUGAGUUUGACGACGAGGAUUGCUCGCCAGAAGAGUUUUUCAAGGUGUUUGGUCCAGCCUUUAAGAGAAUUGCUAAGCUGUCGGCGACAGCGAGUCAGCGUGUGCCGGAUUUAGGAGAUGAGAACACAAAGCUCAAAGACGUUGAGAAGUUCUACAGCUUCUGGUACGGUUUCAAGAGUUUGAGAGAGUUUCCUAACGGAGGAAAGCAUGAUCUUGAGAAGGCAGAUUCGCGCCAGGAGCGGAGGUGGAUGGGGAGAGAGAAUGCCAAAAAAACCGCAAAGGAUAGGAAGGAGGACGACGUUCGAAUCCGGAAUCUAGUGGACAAUGCGUAUAGAAUAGACCCGAGGAUCGCGAAAAGAGAAGAGGAAGAAAAGGCCAAGAAGCAACGGAAGAAAGAAGCGAAGGUUAUGGCUGAGAAGAAGCGGGAAGAGGAAGCCGCCGAGAAAGAGAAGAUGAGGAAAGAAGAAGCAAAAGAAUCCGCCGAAAAACUAAAGAAAGAUAAGGAGAAAGAGAGGAAACUCUUACUCAAAGAGCGUAACCGUCGUAGAACUAUCUCAGCUCAUGUCCUGGCUCAGUGUCUCGUCUCCAAGGAAGAUGUAGAGAAUCUAUGCAUGUCACUAAACAUCCAGCAGCUUCAGAGUCUAUGUGAUACGAUGGGAAACAAACAAGGGAUAGAGUUAGCAAAGGUGAUCAAAGAUCACCAAGCCAACUCUAAAGAGAAAGAAAAUGAGAAAGCCAACUUUAAAGAGAAAGAAUGUGAGAAAGCCAACGUAGAGCCUACUAAAUUAGAUAACACUCAAAAGAAAGAAAAUGAGAAAGCGGACGGUGACGCAAAGCCUACUAAAUUAGAUAACACUAAGAAGAAGCAACCAUGGAGCAAAGAAGAGAUUGAUAAGCUGAGAAAAGGAAUAAUAAAAUACCCAAAGGGGAUAUCUCGGAGAUGGGAGGUUAUAUUAGAUUACAUUGGUACAGGGAGAACCGUGGAGGAGAUUCUUAAAGCAACUAAGACCGUUCUUCUCCAAAAACCAGAUUCUGCCAAGGCGUUUGACACAUUCCUGGAGAAAAGGAAACCUACGGUUUCAAUCGCGUCACCUCUCUCCACAAGAGAGGAGGAGCUCGGAGAAUCUCUACCAAUGGAAAAUAAUGGUGAAUCAAGUGGGAGUUCAGACGCAGAUGGUUGGUCGAGUGUGCAAGAAAGAGCUUUGGUUCAAGCUUUGAAGACGUUUACUAAAGAGACGAGCCAAAGAUGGGAGAGAGUAGCUGCAGCUGUUCCAGGGAAAACGAUGGUUCAAUGCAAGAAGAAGUUUGCUGAGCUUAAGGAACUCAUCAGAAGCAAGAAAACUGGAGUCUAAAGGGGAAAAAAAAAUUGGAGAAUUUUGGGUUUUAAUAUUUUCGAGUUCUUUAUGUAUUGAGUCACUAGUAUAUAUCAUUAUAUGUCCAUAAAUCUUCUCUCAACUAUAACAAACCGUAAUUAAGUAGCGAGAAAAAUACAGAAAGAUUAAGUUGUGAUGUUGUUCAUUUUUGUUAUUAGGACCAAACAGGAUAAUGUAUGAUUUCCCAACGCCUCCUUGUGCUUGACCUAAUGAUGACCCAACAGUCACGUAACUAUUUCCAAUGUCUUGACCACCAAGAAGAAGCGUAAGGGCAUCACUCAUGCUGCUCUAGGUAAACAAGCUGGUAUCAAUCAUCCCAACAUACGCUUUAUGCAAUUCAUCUGCCAUCCAUGUUACUUGUGUGACUAAAAGCUAAACUUGUAGAUGCAUAUAUAAAGCAAGAAGUCUCUCUUCAAGCUCCAAAACAGGAUUUAGAAAAUUUUGAUUAAUUAUUUCAUCAAGUAAGACAUUUGAAUAUCUUUUCUAGAUAUUUUGAAUAUUCAGCAUACAUCACAUGUAUGCUGAAUAUUUUAACAUCUUAACUUAUCUGAGACAUUUGAAUAUCUUUUCUAGACUAGAACGAACAUUGGAUUUCGAUUUUUUUACAACUUCCGAUACAAUUUGAUACUAGAAAGUUUUUAAAAAAUUAAACUUUUCGUUUCAUAGAUUUAUAUUAUCGAGUAAAUAAUUAAACAUUUAAUUUUGUUUAAUUUUUAAAAUAAACUAUAUAGUUUAAAAUUUGUUUUCAUUGGUUUAAAAUAAUAAAGAUAAUAUGAUUUUUGUUAUUAAAAGAUUUUUUUAUAAUUUUAAAAGUUAACAUCGACAAAUAUUUAAACUGAUGUAUAUUAUAAUAUAUAAAUAAGAAACAUUAGGCAUAUGAACGUACACAUCCCGCAUCACAUUAGCCCGAGUAUACAUUAUUUCGCAGCAAGUUCACAAUAAUAAACUACCAACCAACUAUAACUUAAAGAAGCACGAAAUAAGAAUUUGACCAAAACAAAAAUCAGAUUGAUUGAACUUUUUUCGAUGGUACAAAGAAAUCAAAAGUAAAAAGCUUGGAGCAACAUUGAUUAAAUAAUUAAACAGAAAAAAAAAAGAAGAAGAAACAUUAUGCAGAUUU